UUCGUGGUGCUGAAAAGGGAAUUCCCCAACACUUGUCAACAACAUGGACGCGAAGGUGGUUACCCAGUGGGGCCUAACUGGUUGACCCGAUGGUUUCAGCAGUGUCCAACGACACAUCAAGAUCGAUAGUUGUAGACAAUCUCAAUAGAUGCUUCAUACUCAUGUUGCAUCAAGGUCAGAAUGCAGGAGUGGAGUACCAUAGGCUACGUGUUAGUGUUAUGCAGAAUAAAAUGAGAAUUAUAGGCCUUAAACCUGAAAUUUAAGUUACCCAGCAAAAGAACUUUAGUGUGACACCUCAACCAUGGGCAUUAAAAAGCUAGUAGUUCACAUUCCUCCCCAAAACUACAUCCACGUUCUGGAUAAAAAUACCAAUGUGACCAGGAUUGAAACAGGACCCUGCACAUUCUUCAAAAAUGAAAAUAUACGAGUUGUUUUCGGUCCGGUACCUAUGGUGACCAUCCCCCGUCACCACUACUGCGUGGUGGAAAGCCCGGUGUGCAGAGACAAGCAUGGCGGACUGGUCAAGGGGGCACACGGGGACAUCAAGCUGAAGCUUGGGGAUACAGAGACACGCCUUUCUCAGGAUCCCUUCCCUCUUUACCCAGGAGAAGUUCUGAAACAGACUGUCACUAAACUGCCUGUUGUAAAUGAGUAUUCAGCUUUCAAGAUCUGUGCAGUGUGUGAUUUCUUUGAUGAAAACGGAGCAAAACGCAGUGCAGGAGACCAAUGGCUUUUUCAUGGCAAAGCUUAUAAGGAGAACAGGAGCUUCUUACUUGAGUGUUGCAGCAACCAGGUGCUUGAACCAUUCGUCAUGACGUUUUGUAACUGUUUGCCAAAGGGCAGAAUUCAGCAGCUUGUGGAGCCAGCAGUCAUGAAGUUGAAGAGGAAAGCUGUGGUGUGGAUAGGCUCUGCAAAUAUCAGAGAAGAAUCUGUUUCUCCCAUCUGCUACAUUAUUGCUUCUGUUGGUUUGGUGCUGUUUUUCCUACUGGUUCCCUCUGACAACGAACUGAUGGUUUUCAUUGUUGCUGAGAUUUUGUUGGUCGGUUGGAUGUUUAUCAAGUUUUUUUGGGACAAGCUGGUGAAACGAAGAAACAUAUUGCAGCCUAUCUCAAGUACUUUCAUACCCAGGAAAGAGUGCAAACUUGUUUGUACUGUGAAGCCUGUCACAUUUGGUUCUGACCAGGGCGUGCGUCUUCGGGCAAAGAGAGACUUGGUGGACAGGUCCGGUACACAACGCAUGACCGGAGAAGAGUGGCUGGUCACUUGGAGAGACCCGUGGGUGCGGCAGUACAGAGUGUACCUUCCAGGGCCACAUGAGCAGGUUGUAGGCAUUGCUAAUGCCUACACACUUUCGCCUAUACAUAAGAAUGGCUUACACUUGCGUGCUGUGAAAACAUUUAAAGACCAAUUUGGUGUGUGGCGGAAGUGUGGAUCUGAAUGGGUCAUUACUGCUGAACAUACCCCUUACUACCUACCUGGCGUAUGUGAAGAGGUAGUACAGACAGUGAAAGCCGUGUCCCUCAACAGUCGCCAGUAUUGUGUGGUGCUGGAUCCGGUGGAUCGUAACGGUGUGCCACAGCUUGGCAAGCGGAAGCUUAUAAAGGGUGAGACAUCAUUUUUCCUUCAGCCAGGAGAACAUUUGCAGUAUGGAGUCGAAGAUGUUUUUGUUCUGGGAGAACAUCAGGGUCUUGUGCUUCAAGCCACAAAAGAUUUCAUGGAUGAUAAAAAGCUUCGGAAGGCUGGUGAUCGCUGGUUGCUUCGAGGACCAGAAGAAUACAUCCCUCCCUUGGAAGUAGAAGUAGUCACAAAACGGACAGCAAUACCUUUACAUGAAAGUGAAGGGGUCUAUGUUCGAAACCUCAAAACAGGCCAGGUGAGGGCUGUGGUUGGGACGACCUACAUGCUGGACGAGCACGAAGAGCUGUGGGAGAAGCAGCUUCAUCCGAUGGUGGAAGCUCUUCUUAUGCUGGAGGACUCGAGUCUGUCCAGGGGGACGAGAAGUGGGCGAGACAAGUCCCGAGUUGUUUCCUUGACUGUGGACAGCAAUGAAGCCGUGCAGGUUUACAAGUUUAGAGAAAGUGAAGCCAGAGUUGUGGUAGGGCCGGCCGAGGUGAUCCUGGGGCCAGAGGAACAGUUCACCCGUCUUUGUUUGUCUGGUGGGAUACCCAAACAGGCCGGGGUGAUCCACAGUCUCAAGCUGAUGCUGGGCCCGGACUCUUUCUCGGAUCUCAUCGUCGUGGAAACGGCGGAUCAUGUCAGGGUGUCGGUGCAGCUGGCUUACAACUGGCAUUUUGAUCAAGCAGAUGUCAGCAAUCAAGGCAGGAUAAGACUUUUUAAUGUCCCAGAUUUUAUUGGCAAUGCCUGCCAAGCAAUGGCUUGUCACAUAAGAGCAGCUGUUGCUCAGAUCAGCUUUGAUAACUUCCACAAGAAUUCCGUGCACAUCAUUCAAAGCUCCGUUUUCUUGCGAGACAAGAAUACUGGCCGGUCAGGGGACAGGUACAAGUUCUCCGAGAAUAACCUGGUCAUCACCAGCAUUGAUGUCCAGUCUAUGGAGCCCGUGGACCAGAGUAUUUGCGACGCUCUCCACAAGUCUGUGCAACAGGCCAUUGAGAUCAGCACUUCCUCACAGGAGGCGGCAGCUAGAUAUGAAGCUGACUGCCUUGAACAGAAGGAAACAGCUUACGUGCAGAAGUUGAUGAUUAAAGACAAGGUGAAGACUGAAAAGGCUCGCCAUAAGCUGAAGACACUGCAAGUCGCCAACACGGCUUUGAAGAUGGUUGGUCGGGCUGUUGCCGAGGCUCAGAGCCUGGCUGAGUGGGAUCGCAUAGAAGGAGCAGCUGCCGUGGAGCAGGCUAAGAUGAGAGCAGAGGCACUCAAAAUAGAAGCAGAUUCUGAGCUGGAGCAACUGACGAAUGCAAGGAGAGCUCAGCUCAACUAUCUCGCUGCUCGGAACCAACUAGCGGUGGACAAGGCGCGAAAGAAGGCUGAGCUGGAAGUGAAACGUUUCAAAAAGAAGAUGUCGUCCGUGGGUCCAGAGAACGUCCUCUCAAUAGUCACUGCAGAGUCCAAGCACCAGGUCCGGUUGUUGAAGUGUCUGGGGCUUGAGUCCACUGUCAUCUCUGGUCAGUCUUGCCCAGUGUCCGUGGUCAACACACCAGAUGGUCUCGUUGUUGGACGCUCUGCCUCUCAAGUUGAUGAAGGUUUUGGAAAUGAAGAUAUUGAAGACGAUGUCUACAGUAAUGUUUAUAAUUGACAAGGCUACGUAAUCAGAGAUGUAUUUAUUUUUUUUUUUUAAAUGUGGGCGCUGCACAGUGUGGACCAGCAAUGGAAUUUUGGUGAAAUUGUUUUGUAUUGGUAUAAUAUUGUGUAUUUAUGUAUGUAUUUAUGUGCAUAUUUAUAUAUGGAUGUAUUUAUAAUCAUGUAUUUAUGAUGUAUAUUUGCCAUUGUAACCGAAAUUUCCCUUCAAGAUUAAUAAAAUGUCAUUUAUUAUUA
Molecule: messenger RNA, 3492 nt
Organism: Aplysia californica (California sea hare)
Lineage: Eukaryota; Metazoa; Mollusca; Gastropoda; Aplysiida; Aplysiidae
Product: major vault protein
Exons: 16
Coding region: 302-3253 (983 amino acids)
Cellular component (GO): cytoplasm; nucleus
Source: RefSeq, a predicted model, not a curated record